AUGGAUGUCAGCUCAUCCUUCGAAGUGCAUGGAGCCUGUUCCUUUGCGGACCCAAGUACCGUCAAGGCGAUCCUGGCGGCCCGGGCGAGCGUCAACAGCCAGGGCGAAGGCUACACUCCAUUGCACGCUUGUGCGAUGUUUUGCCGGGGCAAUCGGUUUGCUCCCGAGAUCGCAACCUUGCUGAUCCAACAGCGCGCAGAUGUCAAUGCCCCUGCAGUGCCUAAUGGCUACUUUGACUGGGAGUGUCGGUGUGCGCGACUAGUGGCAGCACUGGCUGGUUUCGAGAACGCGUCCUAUGUUACGCGGAUGCUCGCCAGCAUUCCUCGCAUAACACCACUGGGAACGGCGGCCUUCAUUGGCCACUUGAGCUGCAUGAGCAGAGCUUUGUGCAGCGUCCGAGGUAGGGUCGUCGAUUAA
This is a messenger RNA of Symbiodinium necroappetens, 417 nucleotides long. NCBI's taxonomy places the organism in Eukaryota, Dinophyceae, Suessiales, Symbiodiniaceae. The record is from the annotation of a GenBank genome assembly.